CGUCACUCGUCCCCCGUCCCCGUCCGUCAGUGUCAGCGUCAGCUGCAGCUCAGCUAUUAUAGUAGUUAGUAGUAGUUCUGAUCUGAGUUACUGAGUUGUACUUACUGUAGUUAGUUGUUGAAGUGCAAUCAUUCAGGAGAUGGUUCAAGUAAAAUUGGGAACAAACAAAACAAUAUGAAUGAAAGUGUGCUAGGUCUGAUGGGUGCUAUAACCAGCUGAUGUAGUUUCUGCUGUGGAAUAACUUACAUCUCGCCUCUUCGUACAUCAUGCAUUCCCGGGGUGUAAAGUGACGAGCCUGAAGGCUAUGAACGAUGAACGGAGGAUGUCAAAACCACAAUGAGAUGGCACGAAAACGGUGGAAACUGCUGGCUCGCGCACUACAUCGGAGCAAAGAAGAGCCCGAUAAACUCUCAGAAGACAUCAUAUCCGUCAGGAGAAUAUCCAACUUCGGCCUGUUGAACCUUCGCCAGCUAGAAAACAUAUCAAACGACCCUGAUGCGCACUGGUACGAGUACUCGGCAAUGAUUAACGACACCACAUUUACACUUAAAAUACGCCACUUGAUAAAAACCAUCACGCCCGUCGAUCUUAUGGGCUUCAAUAACACCGGGAAUGUCUGCGUUUGGCCGUCUGAGGAAGUCUUAGCCUACUACGCCUUAUGUAACACUGAAGCUUUCCACCACAAGAAGGUGUUGGAGCUUGGAGGCGGGAUGACUUGUCUCGCGGGGCUGCUGAUCCUUAAGUACACUCGCGCUUCCAAAGUGCACCUCACUGACGGGAACCCCCACUCCGUGGACAAUGUAAGGUACAUCAUCGACGAAAACGGGUUCAAAGAUUCAUCAAGAGUUUCCUGCGACGUCCUGAAGUGGGGAAGUCUUCCCAAGUACCACGAGGAGUACGAUGUGCUGCUAGCGGCUGAUUGCCUAUUCUUUGAUGAUGCCAGGUCAGACCUGGUGGUGACAAUGUGGUCUGCACUAUGUGAUGACGGUCAGGCAUUGGUCACAGCCCCACGUAGAGGCUCCACUUUGGACAAGUUCAAGACAGAAGCAGAAGAGAGAGGGUUCGUCUGCACCGUGUUUGAAUAUUACAACCAGGAAAUAUGGAACCGUCAUUUGGAGCUGAAGGCAAAGAACAACAACUACGAUCAAGACAUCCACUAUCCCAUCCUACUUCACCUUCUCAAGCCGAGACAAUGACUUGUAAACGUAAAAGACAUAAUAACGUAAGAGACAAAUAAUGUCCUAGAACAUGGAUGUUAUUAUUUAUCUAGUCCAAACUAGUAAAAAGUGGUCUUACUUUAGUGCCAAAACCAAUCAGUAUUGUAGCCCAAAAAUCUAGUCUUGAGAUAGUCAAAAUGUUAAGUGUUUCACUGAUUCGGUGCAUAUUUUAUGUUUAACUUGGAUUUUUUAAAUGCGGUAUUUUAUGAAAACUAUUUUCUAAUUUAGGAAAUAAUAAAUUGGGGUUGUGACUAUCUAAGUAAUGAAAAUAAUAAACUGUUUAAUCUUUGAUAAUGAUGAAUUUUAAGUGUCAGAUAAUAGCCUAAGCAAUAAUUUCCUGGCUAAAACUGUUUUUACAUAUCUAAAAAUUAUACAGAUCUUAAUUUACUUUUGUUUCAUAUUUUUAUAAUGAAUUUGUAAAAGCAAAUAUAUAUUUAAAUACGCAGGUAAACUUUGACAAAUUUUUAAGGUUCCUCUUUAUUUUUUAAACAAUUUUAAAAUUUUUACCACGAUCAACAAGUGCAGUGCUACUAUCUUUUGGUAACUGUAAUCAAGUAAAAGACUAUAGUCCGUUCAAAAAAAUUAUGCGGUUUGAAGGGAAGCGAUUUCAUCCCCUCCAAUUCACCUUGAAAAAAACAGCUGACAGCUGAUCAGCUGAUAAUACAUUCAGCUAAAAAAAAGUGGCGUGGAACCCAGGAAACCUUCCCCUUAAACUGCCUAAAUUUUGUGAACCGACUUUAAUUUAUACUUAAUUUGAUAGAGAUAUAUUCAGAAAACCAGGAGAUCCAAGUUAAACCUAGUCAGCUGUUAACUAGUCAUAAUACUGUAGACCAAAAAUUACCAUAAAUUUUGCUCUGACAAAAUUAUCUACCUGAUAUUUUUAGAUAGAUCUGUUGUAGUUCUGUUUAUUUAUACAUUAUGUUGGUUAAAACUCUCACUGUUAUAGUCCAACUGUAGUCACAUUAAAAUUGUUUUAUAUUGGUUGUGGUUCACUCAGCAACACUUUUGGGAAAAGUUAUAUAGACUUGUUCUUGAAACUAAAUAAACGGUAUCAGCAUUGUGACACAUACUUUCUGUAAGCUCGUCAACAACCUUUAUCAUGGGUAAGCGGUAAGAGUAAAUUGCAAAAGUUGCAAUAACUUUUCAACCGUAAUUGUUUCAGCAUUAGAGUGUUGUACUAUUGUUUUAGAAUUAUAAGGACGAUAACAUAUUAAUUUUGAUCAAAACCAGCUUUUCUCCAAAAAUCCGAUUUUUGUUAUUUUAUGGUUUUUUUAUGGGAAAAUAACAUAAGUUACAAUAGCUUUUGAACCGUAAUUUUUACGGAAAUGGGAUGUUUUUAGUAAGAAAGUUUUAGUUUUAAUGCUACACAAACCAGCAAUUCCCAAUAGAAUAGGAUACCAAAAUACAUUUCAUUUUAAGUAACUAUUUCCAUACACUUUCUUUCAAAAUAGUAAAAAAAUAUUAAAUUCAGCCGAAAGUGUUGAAUGAGUGAAUCACCUUUGUACAACCCAAAGUGUGUUUAGAAGCUAUGCAAGCUUGCCCCACAUUCCCCUUAACAGACUUAAAAUGUUUAUCAACAGUGGUAAGAUUCUGAGAUAUCUUUGAAAUAUCCGUAUUUGACGGUCUGAUGGGGUAUCUACUGAUUUAAACUUCACCUCAUGUGUCUCCUAACCUGUUCCUAUAUAUUUGUAGUCCAUUCCAAAUUCCUUCCACCCUAUGAUUCCUAUUAGUAUAGUCAGAUUUCCUGAAUUAUCUAUUUGUUAAUUAAAUCCAUAUUUUUAGCCCCUGAGCUGUUACAUAACUAAAAGUUACAUAAAAGUGUUACACAACUUUACUUUUGUCAAUCAGCUCAAAAGUUGUAACUGUUGUUACGGCUGUUUCGGCAUUACAAUUCCAUCAUAAGACGUGUGGUUCUCGGCUUUCGAAGCAGGGUCGUCGAAGUUAAAAACCCUAACACUCGACAACCCUGCUGAAGCUGAGAUCUACACACCUGAUGAUGGCAUUGUGAUGCUGGAACAGCCGUAACAACAGUUACAACUUUUUAGCUGAUGGACGAAAGUAAAGCCUACUUUUUAGUAUCUUUGUACUGUUAACAAUAUUGUUUCAUCACUGUUAGAUUUCUUCGGAGAAAUUACAAGUGUCGUGCAAGUGCCAUCUUCUUAUAUCGUAUAAUAUGACAAUAUUUUAUAAAUGUUCUUGCCUAUAAUUGUCACAGUGUGAAAAUAUAUAAAAUUUUAAGCACAAAGAAUGGUUUAUGAUCUACAAAGAGAAGACAAUGCCGUAAGGCAUUUUCGUAAUGUAGUCAAUUACAUUCAUAUCCUUGUGAGUAAAAAGUGCUGUAGAGUAUUUAUUUCAAUAUAUUGGAGCUUAAAUUACAUUUAAAAUUCCUCUUAAUUAAAAAAAAAUAUAUGUUUCAUGUAAUUUGUUUACAUUUAAUAGUAUCUCUGUGUAAAACGUUUCUUAAACAGCAGAAUAAUAUUAACUUAUCCUUCCACUUUUUAAAGAGUGUUUUCAGUGUUUUAGUUGUUACCUAUUAAAAAGCCUUUUGGGUUUUUAAUAUGUUUACUCAAUGGCUCUUGCAAAUUCUAAAGAGACCAUACUAACAUUCAAGCAAAUUCUGAGUAAACAGUAUACAUAGUGACACUUUUUGGUUUAAACUAGAAUUGCAAUUACAUAUCAAUUUUUGGAAACAGUUUUUCCAAUUGUGUUUAGUUUUUAGUUUGCUUUUGUUAGCUUUGUUAAAAGAUUUUAUUUAUUCAUUUAGAUGUUGUUAUUGUUGAUUAAUUGUACAUUUUUGCUUUGUUUAUGUGUCAAUUUGCCUUCCUACUUAUUAAAAGACCUACCUAUUUUGUAUUAUUGUAGUGAUCGUGGUUGUUUAUAAUUAUAUAAGCCUACUAAUAUUUCACCAGUUAAAUGUGUGUCCUGGUUCUUUUAAGAUAUUUUAACCAUUUGGUAUUGACAGUGAGUGUACUGUUAAUUUUUCUUAUUCGUUAUGGGCAUUUAACUAAAAAUUCAUAAUAAUUAUAGAUUUUCAUAAUCUGAAUAAAUUUAUGUAGGCCUAGGUAGUAAUAAAUACAUAAUUUAGAUAUUUGUUUAAAGACCAACCUGAAACUUAUAUAGGUUAAAUAAAAACUUAAAUCUCCUCCGAUUCUUACUGUACAAAUUUUUAAAGAGAGAUUGAUAUUAUUUUGAAACCUGAUACUAAUAUUAUUUCAAAACCUUUAUUUUAAAAUCUCAUACUGAUAUUAUAUUAAGAAACCUGUUAUUGAUAUUAUUUUCAAACCCGAUAAUUGUGGGCCUAAUUGUCGAGACCACAUUUGGAUGAUAUUAAAACAAAAUACCUAUCCAUUUUAUUAAAACAAGUUUUUCUGUUAUUUUAAAACCAAAUUUGGGUGUUGUUCUGCAACCACGAUCUCUGCUGUUAUUUGCCUGUUGUAAGUUCCUGAGUGAAUUUUAAGAUUUCCUUGUAGUCUUAGUGUCUUUGGCAAGUGUUUAGAGGUUUGUUGUUGUUUUUGUAUAAUUUGUGACAAUAUAGAAUUAAUUGUUUUGUGUAAUUUAUGAUGUUAUUGAAUGCAUCAGUAUUAAAAUGAAUCUGUUAAUGCUCGGAUGGGUAUGAAGAUGAAAUAUAUAUUGAUAUACAAUGUAGAUUAGUCCUUAGCUUAGUUUAGCAUCGGGACCAAAGCCUCGAGCAAAGAUGAAAACUAUCUUGUGAAUCUUAUUUUCUUUGAAAAAUACAAAAUUUACCGGGUUAUAUUUUGUUAGGAAUACAUCCAUUUUAAGUUUUAAAUAGUUUUAGAAAACGUUUCAUCUAGUCAAAAAUUAAUCUUUAUUGAUUAAAAAAAGAUUGUUAUAUAUCACUCAAAUAGUUGUUAAACAUAGGUUACUGUUAAAAAAUCACUAGUUACACAUUUUUUGUAAAACUAUAAUUACAAAAAUUGUGAAUCUUAGAAUUGCCAUAUAAAACAAUGUUUACCUCUUGUAAGUAAAUGCCUAGUUAUAGUUUUUGACCAAUUUAAAAUUAGUAGAUUCUAAUACACGAAAAACAUUUUUUAUUAGAUUAAUUAUUCAACAUUAACCUAAUGCAGAUGCCAUUCUGCACGUAUAACCUUAUUUUCUUCAAAUUCAAUACCAAUGGUCUUACUGGAAGAACUAAAAGAUUAAAUUUUCCUUUUUUUUGUGUUGAGUUAAUGGUCAGGGUAUGAUUUUUCGGUAGAUAAGGUAGCUCUUAUCUUAUUACCUUUUCAAUAUGACCUAAAAAAUUACCUUAAUUCUCAAUAUUGAGUUGAAGAUUAUUUAAAAACAUUAGAUUGAUUUUAAGAUUGAGAUUUAUUAGAAUUAACAAUUUAAAAAAUUAACGAGUUGUGAAGAAUUAAAAAAUAAUUAAAAUAUGAACGUUCAGUUUUAAAGAUAUUAACACAUAAAUGUAUUUUGGAGUUUCCUUGCUAUGGUGCUCUUCCUUAUGCAUGUAUAUGUUGUUUGUUGUUGUAUACUACCACAUAUCAUUCAAGUCAAGUACUUCAUGGUACAUAAUGAUUGUUAAUGGAAUAUCGGUAUGGUUUAAUGUAUGUUUUCUAUUCUUCCCAAACUCUUAUGAACGUAUUAUUUAGAAGUAGUUGUAAGUGAUUUAAAUUUAGCAUGGUUGCCCACAUCAAUGUGAAAAGUACCUCUGUUUACAGAGAUUUUGAUUCUUGUUGUUCUUUGAAGAUAACCUGAGGUGUGUUAGUGAAUUGUUUUGUUUUUUAUCUAUCUUUUAGUCUCUACGUUUUAUACAGGUUUAUCCUGAUUUAAUUUUGUUUAAAAGAUUUUAACUCAGAUCUUGGAAAGUUAUUGGACUUAAUAAUUAAAUAUAUAACAUAAAUGAACACAAAUUGAAUUUUGUACUGUUUUAGUUUUUAGCCUCAAAUAUUGGAGGCUUGUUUACCAAAAACAUAAUAGUAUGUAAUGUAAAAGUGAAGUAUUAAAUUAACACUAGGAUUCGUGUGUAGUCCUAGUUUGUUGUUAAGUGCCAUUACGAUGUUGUGAUACGCCGUUGUCAUACUCUACGUAUACAGGGAGUAGGUGUUAUAGUAGAAGUGCUAGUCCUAUCAAGCGUACCCAUGAAUGGUAGAACGAAUUGUAAUUUGAUUUGUAUCAUAUCAAUAUUUGUGAGCACGGUGUCUACCAUAAAGUCACUGGUUUAGCUAGAAGGUAACAGAAAUCACACAACAGUCAUUAUUUUACUUGGAGGUAAUGCAAAUAAAAGCCAUUGGUUUUCAUUUUUACAAAGCAUUCCGUCACAGAAAUGAAAUAUUAAAAACUGUUCACUUUUUUCAUCAUACAAAACUAGAAGCAAUAGGUAGUUGAGAUGUGGUAUUGUUUUUACUAAGUAUUUUUGAAAACAAAAAUCAAUUGCCUAGUUUCACACACGGUUCCUUCUGUCAUAAUUCCCUUAGUGAUCAAUCUAUGACAUCUGACAUUCAAGAAAUGCUCCAUUAUUAUAGAUCAACUAUUUAUAUUGCAAAAUGGUAGACACCAUGAAGCAACAUUUGUACGAGAUCAUCCUAAGAGAUAGCGAUUUUAAAUCUUUAAAUCUUAAAUGUUGUUUACCCUACAGUAUUUUUUACAUGACCUUAAAUGUUUUCUGAGGGAUGCACGUUAAAAAAAUUAAAAGGCACUGUUAUUUAGUUAUAUUAUAAUGUACCAAAGGUAUAUUUUUAUGUGCCAUCUUUCCUUUGCAGUCAUAAAAACUCAGCUAUCAAACAAAUUUACUCUUACUCGUUUGAAAAAUGAAAUCGCAGACUUUUGAUGACCUCGUAAUUAUUUAUUGCUUUUCUGGAUUCAACUGUUUAAAAAUGCAGCUUUAAGAGUUUAACUAGUCUGAAUGUUACGUUACAAGUGGAUAUUAUUUAACUGGUUUUACAAAUUUUUAAAUAUUCUUAAAAUUCAUUUUGAUUUUCCCGAAUCUUGUUCGGGUAGCACUCGUUGAAAACUUACCACCGAAGUGAUUGUGAUGCAUGUACCAAGAUGAAUAAAUUGUUGUGAACCACUGUUUA
This is a messenger RNA of Macrosteles quadrilineatus (aster leafhopper), 7249 nucleotides long. Its product is annotated as calmodulin-lysine N-methyltransferase-like. NCBI's taxonomy places the organism in Eukaryota, Metazoa, Arthropoda, Insecta, Hemiptera, Cicadellidae. The coding region runs from base 312 to 1196 and encodes 294 amino acids. Gene Ontology annotation, cellular component: precatalytic spliceosome; nucleus; cytoplasm. The transcript has 2 exons. The record is from RefSeq and is a predicted model, not a curated record. Gene Ontology annotation, biological process: mRNA splicing, via spliceosome. Gene Ontology annotation, molecular function: calmodulin-lysine N-methyltransferase activity; zinc ion binding; RNA binding.